AUGAACUUCUACUUCGAAGCUGCUAAGACACUGGAUCGCAUCGAUGCCAAAGAGGGCUCUAUCAAGGGUAUUAUUGCAACUUUGCCUGAGAAAGAUAGGAAGAGGACUGCCGCUCUCGUGAUCGAGACGCUGAAAUUCAAGGCUGUUCUCCUUGAAGUCAUCGAAAAGGCAAAGCUCAUGAAAGAAGAGCGGAAAUUGACCUCCAAAAAUCUCGCUCUUAUUCUUGUACAUGAUUUGCUUCUGGCCCGUGGCAUACAAGCUGGUGACGGGCCCCUAAAGCAAGCUGUAUUGCGACAUAAGACGCGGCUGCAUGGAGAGUUUCAGAAGAUCAAGAUCAAACGAGGCGCGACCUCGAAUGAACAGCUCGCCCAUAACGGAGAUGAAAGAGCAGGGCUGGGCACUUUGGAAGAAGCUAUUCAAUCCCUAAAAUCUCGAGGCUUCGAACUUUCCGAUCCUUUUUCAUCCAAGAAAGGUUUCUCGAAAGAUGCCCAUGUACCAAAUUUACUCUUAUUUCAUCCCAGCACUACAUUUCAAACCGAUCCUCUGUAUACAAGCGGAAAAAUCAUCCUUCAGGAUAAAGCAUCGUGUUUUCCAGCACUUGUUCUAUCGCCGCCGGCAACCGAAGAAAGUGUUGUGAUCGACGCCACUGCAGCGCCGGGCAAUAAAACAUCACACUUGAGUGCCCUUAUGAAAAACAGAGGGAAGUUGUUCGCUUUUGAAAGGGAUCGAAAACGUUUCACAACCCUCAAAAUGAUGCUUUCUAAAGCUGGGUGUUCGAAUGCUUUGCCGAUCAACGCAGACUUCUUAACGACCGACCCUCAAGACCCUCAAUUCUCCAAUGUCACUCACAUUGGCUCUGGAAUAGUCAAUCGGUUGGACCACCUGAUAGAAACAGAAAUUGAGAACGACGCGGACAAAGAAGAACGUCUAGAUAAAUUAGCUGCUUUCCAGCUGAUGAUGAUUAAGCACGCCAUGAGGUUUCCAAAUGUCAAAAAAAUCGUGUACUCGACAUGUAGCAUCCACGCCACUGAGAAUGAACGUGUCGUUUGCAAUGCCCUCGAGUCUGAAGAGGCCGUCGCUGGAUCAUUCCAAUUAGCUCCUCAAACUGAGGUGUUGCCCACAUGGCCCAGAAGAGGGUACCCUGAAGAAAUGACUUCUUCUCCAGACCAAGCAAGUUCUCUCGUACGGUGUUUACCAGGGGAGGACGCCACCAAUGGUUUUUUCGUAUCUUGUUUUAUUAAGGUUCAGGACACAACGAGCAAAAGGAAGCUUGAUGCAGAUGAUGACGUCGAGGAAGUCUUAACACAAAAGGCGCAUAAGAAGAAAAAGAAACGCCGUAAAACGGCGAACAAGUCGGAAUAG
Molecule: messenger RNA, 1362 nt
Organism: Psilocybe cubensis
Lineage: Eukaryota; Fungi; Basidiomycota; Agaricomycetes; Agaricales; Agrocybaceae
Exons: 9
Coding region: 1-1362 (453 amino acids)
Biological process (GO): rRNA base methylation
Cellular component (GO): nucleolus
Molecular function (GO): methyltransferase activity
Source: RefSeq, a predicted model, not a curated record